AUGCCAAACAGAUUUUACGAUGAUGAGGAACCUAGUACAACCUCUACUGAAGGUCCGUUAGUUCCAAAGCUCAUACCUUCCCCAGAAGUUGAGACAAAGACCUUAUCAACAGGUAACCAAAUUUACGACUCUCGACCCAUUAGUGAGCAAUUUCACCAUCUUAGAAAAGCGGUGGCUCAUAAGCUCGACAUUUACAAUGCAGAGAUCAACACUCAAAGAACAGCUUUUGCAAAUGAAGUUCAAAGCAUAAAAGAUUACCUCAGAGACAACAUCUUCACUGAUCGCUACGAAACUGAGGAGCUUAUAGUUCCCUCCAGUAUUCUCGGCCUUGGUGCCUUUUUCACUGGCAGAGUUCUAAGCAACCGUACCAAUUGGGGAUUUACUUCUCCUUUUAAUGCCGACAGCGGCUUUCUUUCCCGGAAGCCAACUGUAAUAGGGAAACUGACAACUAGCCUUCCCAGCAGAAUAAUUCUCCCAUGGUUAUUGGUAGGUACAGUGUUUUCUCAACUGACUCCGGUUACUUGGAAAAAUAGUAUUAACGCAAUAGAGCGGGACGUCUUGCCACAAGAAUUUGUCUCCACUUACGACGAGAUGUGGAACAAAGUUUAUGUUUCAGGCAUCAAGCAAAGCGCCAUUCAGUUACAUGAAAGCUUGGAUCAGACAUUACAAUCUAGCAGCAAACAGAUGAGGGAGUUUAUUUCAAGACAUUGA
Messenger RNA from Lachancea fermentati, 711 nucleotides. NCBI's taxonomy places the organism in Eukaryota, Fungi, Ascomycota, Saccharomycetes, Saccharomycetales, Saccharomycetaceae. The record is from the annotation of a GenBank genome assembly.